Messenger RNA from Aspergillus calidoustus, 522 nucleotides. The record is from the annotation of a GenBank genome assembly. NCBI's taxonomy places the organism in Eukaryota, Fungi, Ascomycota, Eurotiomycetes, Eurotiales, Aspergillaceae.
AUGCCCCGACCAAUCCACCUCGCAGUCUUUUCUAAUGGUCCCAGAAGAGCUCUCUACAGCGUCUUCAUCCCUCUCCCGGAAUCCGAGAAGAAGGGAAAACUCAUCCACGUUGAUGGAAAUCCAGGCUUUGGCUUCGCGCACCAGUUUAUCCGCAAGUUCGACCUUGACGCUCUCCCCGGUCCAUACCAAAUUCUCCCGCUGGGCCUCGUCGAUGAUCAGCUCAUAAACGACUCCGAUACGCCGGAUCCGAAUGUACCUCCGCUCCCUCCAAUGCCGGGUCAAGAGCACUUCCCUUUCACGCAUGAUGCCACCCCGCGCGAUGCACUAGAAACCGUCGCAACGCAGGUCCCGCCUCCUGUGCGGAGCGAGAAUCCCUUUGAUCCUGCCGCACCGAACUGGCAGACCUGGUUGGGAGAUUAUGUGCGCAGGCUUGUGGAUGAGGGGUACCUAGGCCGUGAGGCGAUUGCCGUGUUCGAGAACGCGCCCAGGGUUCUAGAUGAUGAGCAGCGUGAUGAGCUUUGA